Messenger RNA from Pyricularia grisea, 2448 nucleotides. RefSeq lists its product as uncharacterized. The record is from RefSeq and is a predicted model, not a curated record. Lineage: Eukaryota; Fungi; Ascomycota; Sordariomycetes; Magnaporthales; Pyriculariaceae. Gene Ontology annotation, biological process: translation. The coding region runs from base 1 to 873 and encodes 290 amino acids. The transcript is spliced from 3 exons. Gene Ontology annotation, molecular function: structural constituent of ribosome; rRNA binding. Gene Ontology annotation, cellular component: mitochondrial large ribosomal subunit; ribosome.
AUGUUGUGGAUUUUAGCUCCGACAUUGGCAAAAAAGUUGGAGCUUGCCCGUCGCGAUCACGACACGCAAAGCAGCUUCGGGGGUGUGUGCAUACAACCCAAGAAAAAAACGUUGACAGCACAACCACCCACUACCAUGUUUGCCCGCAGCAGCGGCCGGGCGUUAGUCCGCGCCAUCGACGCCUCCUCCCAGACCUCGAUACCGAGCUUCCUCAUUCCCGCCCUCCACCGUCCCUUCUCCGCCUCGGCGGCCAACCAGUCCAAGCUCGGCCGCACGCCCAUAUCGAUACCGCCUGGCGUCGAGCUCACCGUCAGCGAGCCCUGGCUAAAGAAGGACGCGACCAACUACAAGAAGAUCUACAAGAAGACUGUCACUGUCGAGGGUCCCCUCGGCAAGCAGAGCUUAGAGGUGCCUGCGUUCAUCAACUUUGACCACGAUGCGGACUCGAGGAAAACGAUGCUGAGCAUCGAGAACAGGGAGGAGAAGAACCAGCGCGAGAUGUGGGGCACAACAUGGGCAUACGUUCAACGGUACAUAAUAGGCGUCUCAGAAGGCCACACAGCCGUCCUGCGCAUGGUGGGAAUUGGAUACCGAGCAACCGUCGAAGACCGUCCCGAGAAGGAGGAAUAUCCCGGCCAGAAGUUUGUGUGUCUCAAGCUCGGCUUUUCUCACCCGGUCGAGCUUGGAUUGCCGCUUGGGAUGAAGGCCAGCACUCCCCAGCCGACGCGUAUCCUGCUCGAGGGUAUCAAUAGGGAGGAGGUCAUGUCGUUCGCCGCCGAGUGCCGCAAGUGGCGUGUACCGGAACCGUACAAGGGCAAGGGUAUCUUUGUCAACGACGAGACCAUCAAGCUGAAGCAAAAGAAGGUCAAAUAGAGGCUGGGCGAUCAGUUUGCGUGGUGCAUUUGUAUACUAUGGCUUUGGAGAGGAAAGAUAUCUUGGAGCAGAAAGCUCCGUGUACCACUACAACUUUUGGUGCAUAUAUGGCUGGGCUUCUUGUUGUACACCAGUGUUAUAUAACAGCGUUCAGAUGAUCUCUAAUGUUUCCUUUCCCAGCGUCCGAUCGCAGGGCCUGCAUCUGACCUAAUUCUUCCCCAAAACCUCCUGGACAGCCUUCAGCACCUUGUCAUGUACAGCUGCUGGGGCGGCCACAACACCCUUGUUUUCGGCAAGGGUCCGGCCUUUGCUAAAGUCGAGCCUCCUACCCUCCGUGUCGGUAACUUGUCCACCAGCCUCACGUACGAUCAGAUCACCGGCAGCGUGAUCCCAGAUCUUCUCCUGGUAGGUCUUGCUCGUGGGCAGUCUGAGGUAGAUAUCGCCGGCGCCACGUGCGAUCGAGCCAUACUUGGCCUGCGAAUCCAUCCUGACGCUGGGGUUGGUGAUGCCCAGCUUCUGAGCAAUCUGGGCCGCCUCUCCCUGAGACGAGUGGCCGGCCUCGACACUCUCGCAAAAGGUCGCGCUGGCCAUGUCCGCCAGCGGCUUCAUCGAGAUCUUCUUGACGGGAUCGGCCAACCCACCAGUCGUCAGCGGCCGGCUGUUGGCGCCCUGUCCCAGGACGCCGGAGAAGAGCACGCCGCGGCCUUCAUCUGUCGCGUUGGUUCCCAAGUCUGCGGUCAGCGGGGCGCUGUCAUCGACCGGUAGGUUCGGGCAACCGAGGACGCCGACCUUGACGUCGCCGUCAACCAUCAGACCCAAGCAGACGGCAUAUUGGCCGCCGCGCAGGAAACCCUUUGUGCCGUCGAUGGGGUCGAUGGCCCAUAUCCUGCCCUUGUCGCCGCCUUUGCUCUUGCCCCUGUCGAUCAGCUCCAGCAUCUCCUCGACGCUGCUUAUGGCUCCCCCCAGGGUCUUUUCCGCCUGCUCGUCGCUCAGCUUCGUCGUGCUCACCAGCUCCCAAAUGGUCUUUUUGAGAGCCUCAUCCUCGCGCAGAGCAUCCGCCUCCUCCUCGGCGACGAUCUCAUCUUCGGGGAAGUUGGCCUUGAGGGCGGCGAUGAUGAGCGCCUGGGCUCCAAAGUCGCCGAUCGUGACGGGGGACUUGUCGUCCUUGGAGACGGUUCCCUUGGCUUUCUCGUUGAAGACGCGCUUGGUCAGGAUGGCGGCGCGCUGCACGGCCAGCUGCGCGACCUCAAGCUCCUUGGCAUAGGUGGCCAUCUUGACUGUGGUUGAUUGGGUACGAAGAUGAUUGCCUAGGAGGUCGAGACGGGGUAUGAUUCUCGCAAGGAGGAAUGCCAGUGCGAGAGCUGCAAGUGAUGUCCAGAAAAGAGGCCUGCUCAAUAGGUGAUUUCUCUUUGCCGUCUCGCGUGUAAACAUGCGAUAGAGUGAUUUUUUUUUUUUUUUAUCUCCUCUUUUUUUUCAGUUCAGGCUAGGAUAGGAUGAGCCCAGGUCGGCAGUCGCUUUUCAAUUUCAACUGCAAUGACACCGCAGCAGCGGAGUUCUGGUGCCUGGCGAUUGUUC